CACUUCAUGGAGUUGAAGUCAAGUAUGAAAUGAAGUGAAGGAGAGAGAUAAAGAAUGGUGGGGUAAAACAGAAAUUUUGAUUGAUGACUCAAAAAUAAACAAACAAAACAAACACAACAAACAUCCAUCCAUCUCAACCCCUCCAAACCCCUAACCAUCAAACUGUAUUCCCCACGCCUCAUCACCCGCGCCAUCACCAGGGCAAACACUAGAUUUUUCAGAACCAUGGCCACAUUCUCCUCCAUCAAAUAUACUCCCGCCGAGGAAACCGAGCUCAAACAAUGGACCCUCACUUCAGAGCGUCUGAAGACCUCCAGCCCUGAAACUCAAUCCCUCCUCGAUUCCCUAAACACCCAUUUAGCAUCGCGGACAACGCUUCUUGGUUCCAAGCCCUCUGCUGCCGAUAUUGCUAUUUACGAGAGUUUGGCGCCUCAGGUCGCGAAAUGGAGUAGUGAGGAGCGAACGGGGGAAAAGGGUCAUCCAAAUAUUGUGCGCCAUGUGGAUUUUGUGCAGAAUUCGCCUAUCUUUGGUUUGAAUGUUGGGGAGGAAAAGAAAGUCAAAGUUGAUCCGGAGGAGAUUUUAUAUGUAAAGCCUCCUGUUGAUGCUAAGGCCGAGAAGGAGCGUUUGAAGAAGGAGAAAGCUGCUGCUGCUGCCGCUGCAGCAGGAGGUGAACAAAAAGAAUUGGCAGAUCGAACUAAGGAGAAGGGUGAUAAGGGAGUUAUCGCACAAGUUGCUGAGAAGGUUGCAGAGGUAAAAGAUACAGUUGUUGCAGCUGUGACAGGCGAACAAGCACAACAACCCAAGCAAAAGAAGGAGAAGAAGGAGAAGGCUCCAAAACCUCAAAAGGCUCCUGCUCCAACUGCUCCUCUUUCUCCAUGUUUGAUUGAUCUCCGUGUGGGUCAUAUCUUAAAAGCUAUCAAGCAUCCAGAAGCCGACUCUCUAUUUGUCUCCACUAUUGCUAUGGGCGACAAACCCGGAACAGAUGAUACAUCUGAGUACGAAGGACAGGUUGUCCGAACAGUCUGCUCAGGUCUCAAUGGUCUCGUUCCCCUCGAAGAAAUGCAAGGUCGUAAAGUAGUAGUCGUCUGCAAUCUGAAACCCGUUAAGAUGCGCGGUAUCAAAUCAUGCGCCAUGGUCCUUGCCGCAUCUCCUAAAUUAAAAGAAGGAGAAGAAGAUCACCACGCCGGGCCAGUUGAACUUGUUACUCCACCAGCCGAAGCCAAGGCUGGUGAACGCGUCUUUUUUGAGGGCUGGAAGGGUGAGCCUGAGGGAGUUUUGAACCCAAAGAAGAAGGUUUGGGAGAUGAUCCAGCCGGGUUUCACUACAACUACCGAUUUAGAAGCUGCGUUUGAUGCGGGUGUUGUGAAGGAGUUGAGUAAAGAAGGAGAGGAUGCUAAGACUGGCGUUGGAAAAUUGGUCACUGAGAGUGGUGGUGUUUGCAAGGUUAAGUCUUUGGCUGGAGCUAUCAUUAGAUAGAUGGUACAAGUAACGCGGCGCAACUGCGAAGCGUAAAAUCGAUGGCAAGUGGAAAAUAGAUGGCUUAGGCUUAGAUGGAAGUUUCUCAGAGGGAGAAACGGAAAGUCACGUAGCUAGAAACAGACCCCGUGCAAGAUUCCAUGAACGAUCUAUAUACAUAAAUAGGUAUAGAUGAUUGAGCGUUGCCGUGCUCUAUGCUAUCAAAAUCUACUUGU
Molecule: messenger RNA, 1691 nt
Organism: Sclerotinia trifoliorum
Lineage: Eukaryota; Fungi; Ascomycota; Leotiomycetes; Helotiales; Sclerotiniaceae
Source: the annotation of a GenBank genome assembly